GACUAGAUCCACUACGCGACAGAUGUAUGUACCGUAAUGGACAAACGGCUAUUUAUAACUCUAGGCAAACGGUCGAGAUACAAGAAACUUGAAGCAUGAUGUAGUGAGGUGUAGACCUACUUUCAGAAGCAUAGGCAUUGAUUGCAGCGUGAAAAAUGGGCCAAUUUGAUGACUUGAGCCCCGAAGAAAGAGAACAGGUAAAGAAAUUUCGUGACAGAGGGUUCCUGGCUUUGAAGAAGAUAUGUCUGAUUCAGCUGGGCCUGGCCUCGAUCUCCGUGAUUACCGGGAUCGUUGCGGUAUCCUUUGCUGCCAAGAACCCACAGUUCCCGUACAUUAUCGCCGCACCGGUCUGGAGCGGGGUACUGGUUGCCAUUGGUGCCGCGUGUGGAUCUCAGGCUUCCACCAUUGGCUUCAACAAAGACGACGUUGCAACUAAGGUCAAGGCCCUUGUGAUUCUACAUUAUGUUUUCAACGUCUUGUGUAUUACAAUCUGCAUUGCAAGUGCAGUGUUCGGUAUUCUCGGUGUGGUGUUCUGUCGGUCAUCGGACGUCAAGCUGUCUGCACGUUGUAUCCCCGACACCACAGCAUUGAUCGCAACGUCAGGGGUGUCGACCGCCGUCGGUCUGCUACUGUCCUUAUUUUGCAUAUUAGGAACAUGUUAUUUCUGUUGCUAUGCAAGAUCACUCGGGUUCAAGUCAAAACGGGAAAUGCAGCGGCAAAUGAAGGCCAUGCAGAGACAGUUGGCUGAAGCACGUGCACAAGUCGCUGCAAGUCAAGGUCAAACUUAUAAUCAAGGUCAGGGAAACUAUUAUGCAGGUCAAGGUUCAGUAAAUGAAGGCUACUCCAAAUGGUAGCCAAACGGCAGCGAAAUACAUCGGAACAAUUAGGGAGAAACUUUUGUAAGAAGACAGUCGUAGUUAUAUGCAGAUCAUGCAGACUCCAGAAUUCGCUGGCCGUUGGGAUUGAGACAUUCGUCCCUACAUGUAUUGAUGCUCAUCCCUCUAUACAGGAAAUAACGGACAUUCUUAAACAUGUACUGGGUUCAUGUAACCAACCCAAGGGGCAAGUGUAACGAACACAAAUCAAAUACCGGACAUUAGUAAUUCUGCUGCUCUUCCUCCUCGAUUAUCCAGUGUAUCAUAUCUCCACCCCAUUGUGAUAUAUACCCUGGACCUAUUCACAAAGAUAGCUUCGCUUUGAGCAUGUUGAGUUCCGUUCAAUCAUAUCCUGUUCUUUCAAACUCAACUCAACGCAACGCAACCCGCCUUGUUGUGUACAGCCUAAAAGACAGCGGGGAACGUCUUGUAGC
Molecule: messenger RNA, 1309 nt
Organism: Haliotis rufescens (red abalone)
Lineage: Eukaryota; Metazoa; Mollusca; Gastropoda; Lepetellida; Haliotidae
Exons: 4
Coding region: 156-854 (232 amino acids)
Source: RefSeq, a predicted model, not a curated record